GCUUAUUAUUUUACCUAAAGAAGUCCUUACAAAAAUGGCAGCAAGUGGCAGAGCUUCCCGUCUUUUAAAAGCGAUGGAUCGUUUAGCUACAAAGACUACUUUUGAUCACGGUACUGUGCUUAGCAAGGUAAAGCUGCAAUCAGCUGAAAACGGGACAUUCCAAGGCUCAUUCACCGUGGACAAAACAAUGUGCAACAUGGCUGGAUCUCUUCAUGGAGGAUACAUAGCAUCUGUCAUUGACGUGUUGUCGUUUUAUACACAACUCAGCAACACUGAUAGCAAAUUAUCCUGGACAACCGGCAUGAACGUUAAUUACGUUGGAACAGCAUUUGACGGUGACAACGUGAAAGUAGAGACCAAAACUCUGAAAGUCGGCAGUUCUUCGGUCGUGGAAACUUUCUUUCAUAAUGAAAAAGGAAAUCUCUUAGCGAAAGGUACAACAACGUUUUUGGCAGGUUCUGACAAAUAUCAAAAGUUAAUCAAACUCUUGCUGGAUUUUGAUGUGAGUGAAAACUAAUUAAGGGAACAACAAGGAACUGUUUUCCUUGUACUGUUCUUUUUUGUUGUAGAUAUACUUAAUAUGAAUAAAUAAUUUCAUAAUACUAUCCCCCGCAUUAAGAGAUUUAAUGAUUACUUAAGUCGCUCCUUAGUGACAAAUUCUCAUAGAAAUUCUGCUCUAAGGAACAGCUUAAGUAACCAUUAAAUGUCUCUGAGUGUGUCCAUAUGUAUUGGGGCCAGACAUGUCUAUAGGUAAAACAAAUGACGUUAUUUACCUUUGUUUGAAAUAGACUUCCAAAAUUUUGUCUAAAAAUACGUUUCCACAUUAUAUUCUGUAAGAAAUUGUAUAGAUAAUAUAAAUGUACCCAAAAUAUAAUUAUUGCAAAAUGUUGAACAAAAAUGUUUGAAAUGGUGAGUCAUAACUACCAUUUCAUUAAUAUUAAUGGUGAUAGCAACCCUGAGUCGUGAUUGAUUGUGUAACUUGCGUUAAUUUCGCUAUUAACUUUGGUAUGAUAUUAUUCUAGAUGUAUCAAGCUGUAGGUAUACCUACCUAUUAAAUGUAAAUGAUAAAUAACAGAAGCAGGUG
Messenger RNA from Helicoverpa zea (corn earworm), 1084 nucleotides. RefSeq names its product acyl-coenzyme A thioesterase 13-like. The record is from RefSeq and is a predicted model, not a curated record. NCBI's taxonomy places the organism in Eukaryota, Metazoa, Arthropoda, Insecta, Lepidoptera, Noctuidae. Bases 35 to 517 code for a protein of 160 amino acids. Gene Ontology annotation, molecular function: fatty acyl-CoA hydrolase activity. The transcript is spliced from 3 exons.